Diabrotica virgifera virgifera (western corn rootworm) is the source of this 999-nucleotide messenger RNA. RefSeq lists its product as uncharacterized. NCBI's taxonomy places the organism in Eukaryota, Metazoa, Arthropoda, Insecta, Coleoptera, Chrysomelidae. The coding region runs from base 1 to 999 and encodes 332 amino acids. The record is from RefSeq and is a predicted model, not a curated record. The transcript is spliced from 2 exons. Gene Ontology annotation, molecular function: catalytic activity.
AUGUUUACUAAACUUGAAGAACUAUCAUCUCUCGAUAAUCUCAUUAUUACUGGAGAUUUUAAUUUUCCGGAGAUCACCUGGCCAAUAACUUCGUUAUCUGACACCGAAAACUCUCAUAAUUUAUUUAAAAGUUUUGUAGUAAAUUCGAACUUAAUACAGCUCAUUACAGAACCUACCAGAUUUAGAACUAAUAACCAACCAUCUACUUUAGAUCUGGUGCUUAUUAACGACGAACAGCUGAUUUCAUCUCUCGAAAUCAGCUCUCCUAUAGGAAAGUCAGAUCAUGCAGUUAUAACGGCUCACAUCCAAUUCAAUCAAAUUCUACCCCGCAAAAAUAAUAUUGUAACAUACACCACAACAGAUUUUUCUGAAGUCGACGCUGAAUUCUCUCAAAUCAACUGGAAUUUGUUUUUUGCUGACUUAAACGACCCUUCAUCAAUGUGGACUGCAUUUCUCGAUACCGUCCACAAUAUAAUUUCUAAAAAUACUACCAUCCGUAAGACUUAUAAAAACAAUCUUAAACCGUGGAUUAAUCAAACGGCUUACGAGCACCAUCAGGCAGGCAAAGGUCAACGUCUUAUUGUAGCUCAUAUCGGUAGCGAUACAGGUUUUCUGGAAAAUAGUGCUCUCGUUUUUAUAUCAAAGAAAACUGUCGACUAUCACGAGGACAUGGACGCCGUAUGCUUUGAAGGAUGGUUCGAAAACGUUCUUCAGCAUCUCGAACCUAACUCAGAGGUAGUAUUAGACAAUGCAUCCUACCAUAGUCGACUUGUUGAACGAAUUCCUACUAUGAGUGACAGAAAAGCAGUUUUGCAACAUUGUUUGAGGGGAAAAUCAAUUCCAUACGGCGAGGAUAUGGUUAAAAUGGAGCUUAUGAGUAUUAUUAGACAACAUCGUGGUGCAUAUAGUCAGUAUACUGUAGAUAUAAUGGCUAGACUUCAUGACAUUACUACUUACGACUACCGCCUUAUCAUUGUGAAUUUAACCCAAUAUAAUUAA